Messenger RNA from Belonocnema kinseyi, 4715 nucleotides. Its product is annotated as lysosomal alpha-glucosidase-like. The transcript has 10 exons. The record is from RefSeq and is a predicted model, not a curated record. Lineage: Eukaryota; Metazoa; Arthropoda; Insecta; Hymenoptera; Cynipidae. Gene Ontology annotation, biological process: carbohydrate metabolic process. Bases 386 to 3694 code for a protein of 1102 amino acids. Gene Ontology annotation, molecular function: carbohydrate binding; alpha-1,4-glucosidase activity.
UGCCUGUCAGAAGUUUUCCAUCUGUCUCAAUUUGUGUGUUGGGUGUUUUGCGAUGCAGCCGGUGUAAACGUUUUUUUGAUUAUUCAGAUAUUAUAAUUAAUCAGCCAUAAAAUAGUUUACAACAGUAGCGGUUUACUGCUGUUUACAGUUGCAUCUUUGUCAUGGAAUCCCCUUGUUUUUAAACAUUUUUAAAGGAUUCCCCUGAUUUUACAAAAGAAUUCCUGGCAAAAAAUCGAGCGAAGCUUCAUUAGUUCAUUUUCUUGCUGUGUCAGCCGGCAGAAAUAGUGGUAAAUAUUUUCAAUUUUCAUUGCGAGUUCAGAGUUGUGAAUACAAAACAAGCUGAGUCGACAUCUGAAUCCAAAAGAAGAAAGAAAGUUCAUUAACAAUGGAAGACCUUGAAAAAAUAAAAAAUGCCACGUUAAAUCCAUCCGAUGUGAUAAUGACUGCAAGAAAAAGCAACUUGCAAGUAGCCCAAGAGCUUCGCUUGCGAGAAGUAAAAACCACAAAUAGAUUACUCUCUGAAGAUGAAGAAUACUACAUGCACGCAAAUGAGAAGCGAAACUCAAAUUUGCGGAAAAUAUUGGGGUAUUCUGCCGAAAGAACGAAAUUGUUUCUCAUGCUCGUCUUUUUCGUUCUGGUUAUGUGUUUCAUCAUGUAUAAUUCUUUAGUCACUUUCACAGCCUUUAAAGUUGCUAACAAAAGGCUUGCACAUUUUGAGUCUGCUCUUCAAAACGAUGAAUCCCGAUUGUCUCAAUAUGCGAAACAAACUCAAGAAACUUUGGAUGCAUUAUAUCGAAAAUUGACGCAGGAUAAUGAAGAAAGGAUGAAUUCCCUUCACAUGGAGUUUUCUAAACUGAAAAACGAUUAUGAACACCAUGACAGACGAAUUUUGGAUGCCAAUAAAAAGCUUCGAGAUGCAACUUGUUCUCUAAUUCCCGAAGGCAAACGGUUUGAUUGUCAUCCCGAAUCUGGGGCUUCGAAAUCUUCUUGCACUAAGCGAAAUUGUUGUUGGAAGCCAGUUCAUAAAACUAAAGUAUUCAAGAGUCAAGAAGACAUCAAUGUGCCUUAUUGUUACUAUGAUGUGAACUGGAAAAUAUACGAUUACGAGAAUAUAACAUCUAAAGGGAAUGGAAAUGACGUUUCUGGAUUUUUACAACUGAAGGGCUCCUCGUCUUACAAAAAUGAUUUAAAUCUGAUUAAAAUUGAGUCUACGAGUAUUGAUAGUUCUACUUUACGAGUAAAACUCUAUGAUCCAGCGGAAAAAAGGUACGAGCCUCCAUGGCCAGUUAUACCAACAUCCAAAUCUUUCUCCGGGACUACAAAUUACCAACUUAAAAUUGAUAAAUCUAAUCCAGGAUUUGCGGUACAUCGGAGUUCAAAUGGAGAAACUUUAUUCAAUUCGAAUGGAGUUGGUGGAUUUAUAUUUGCCAAUCAGUUUUUGCAAAUGAGUUCGCUCUUGCCUUCGAAAAAUAUUUAUGGUCUCGGAGAGCACAGAACGAAUUUAAAAUUAUCUACAAAUUGGGAAAUGUUAACGUUAUUUAACGGGGAUCAACCGCCGGUAGAAAAGGCAAAUCUGUACGGAUCGCAUCCAUUUUAUUUGAUAAUUGAAGAAUCUGGAGAUUGUCAUGGAGUUCUUUUUUUGAACAGCAAUGCAAUGGACGUCAUUUUGCAGCCAGCACCAGCAAUAACUUUCCGAACAAUUGGUGGAAUCUUCGACAUUUAUUUUUUUAUGGGUCCAACUCCAGCAGACGUUUUACAACAAUAUUCGAAAAUUGUGGGGAAACCUUUCUUACCACCUUACUGGUCGUUGGGUUUUCACCUUUGCAGAUUUGGUUACGGAACCUUGGAGAAAACUAAAGAGGCCUGGAAGAGGACAAAAGAUGCAAGGAUUCCUUUUGAUACUCAGUGGAAUGAUUUGGAUUACAUGGACAAAAACAAUGAUUUUACUUUCGACAAAAUUAAAUUUAAGGAACUUCCGGAAUUUGUGAAGAAUCUUCACGAAGAAGGGAUGCAUUACAUUCCUUUGAUUGAUGCUGGAAUUUCGGGAGCGGAGGCGAAAGGCUCGUAUAUUCCUUACGAUGAGGGUGUUCGUGAAGGAAUUUUUGUAAAAGAUGUCAACGAUUCACCUUUUCAUGGAAAAGUUUGGAAUCUUAAUUCUACAGUUUGGCCGGAUUUUACUAAUCCUAAAACUCAGGAGUAUUAUUUGAAGAUGAUGAAGGAAACCCAUGAAAGCUUUGAAUUCGAUGGUGCAUGGAUUGAUAUGAAUGAGCCAUCCAAUUUUUAUAAUGGUCUUUCCAAUGGAUGUCCAGUGAACGAUUUGGAUAAUCCAGAAUAUGUACCAAAGGUUAAUGGUGCUUUUCUGGCCAAAAAAACUUUGUGCAUGAGUGCCCAACAUUAUAAAGGAGCUCAUUAUGAUCUUCAUAAUACCUAUGGUAUGAGCCAAGCAGUGACUACAAACUAUGCUCUGAAACAGAUAAGGAAUAAGAGACCUUUUAUUAUUUCCCGAUCUACAUGGGUUGGUCACGGAUUUUAUGCAGGACACUGGACUGGUGAUAUUUACUCAUCCUGGUACGACCUGAAAAUGAGCAUCCCUGAAAUUUUGCAAUUUAGUUUCUUCCAAAUUCCAAUGAUAGGCGCAGACAUUUGCGGCUUUAAUGGGAAUACGACACCUUCUCUCUGCAACCGUUGGAUGCAACUUGGAGCUUUCUAUCCUUUCUCAAGAAAUCAUAACUCGAAUGAUACAGUCGAACAAGAUCCAGUGAUGAUGGGAGACUUAGUGGUCAAAUCUUCGAAAAAAGCUCUAACAGUUCGAUAUGAGCUCUUACCAUACUUAUACACUCUCUUUUUCCGGGCUCAUCAAUUUGGAGAAACAGUAGCACGUCCCCUCUUUUUCGAGUUUACCAAUGAUUCCAAGACGUUCAGCAUUGAUUCGCAGUUCCUUUGGGGAAGUUCUUUGAUGAUCGUUCCAGUACUGGACGAGACAUCGGAUAAAAACGAAAAAGUUGAUGCAUAUAUUCCUCGUGGUAAAUGGUAUAAAUUCUACACGAAUGAAUCCAUAAUAUCAACUGGACAGAAUAUGACUCUAGAAGCUCCUUUGGAUACGAUUCCUUUAUUGGUACGUGGUGGAUCAAUUUUGCCAAUGCAACGAGCUUCUCAGACUACUACAGCGAGUCGAAAAAAUCAGUUUGGAUUAUUGAUUGCCUUGGAUGAUGAGAAAACUGCUAAAGGAGAAUUAUAUUGGGAUGAUGGCGACAGCUUAGAUUCCAUCGAAAAAGGGCAAUAUCGCUGGUUGAGAUUUACAGUAAAAAAUAAUACUCUUGUUAAUAAAGCAGUCAAAGGAUCGUUUGCCGAAAAAAUGGAUUUAGCAAGAAUUCAAGUUAUGGGAUUGGCAGUGAAAGGAAUAAGCAGGGUAUUGGUUAAUGACAAGGAAAUUUCAAAGGAUCAGUUCCAUUACAACAAAGAACCGUCUUAUCUAUUUGUGAAAAAUUUGGGAUUGGAUUUAAAAGAAAAGUUCACUUUAUCUUGGAUGGAUUCUCCUUCCGGAACAGAAAUAAAUCACUACGAAAUUCGAGUAUCUGACGGGAUAACAUCUGCGAGGACAUCAGCAGCAACAGCUAUAAGUCACAAUAUAUUUUUGCUUACUAUUUUUUCGCUUCUGUUUUGUGAUCAUUUAUUGGUAAGAGUUAUAUAUUGAUUCAGAAAUAACAGUAAUAAUAUACUUUUCCAAUGUAUCACUGGACAGAAGAUAUAAUCAUUAAGUGCCAUUUUAUUAACCAAUGAAAGUAAAUUUUAAGUAGAAUUAACUACAGUUUUUAAGAAAAAUUGUUUGAAAAGAUUGUUUACUUUUCUAUAGAUAUAUUCUAUUUUUACCUACUUAUCGUAUUUUGAGAUUUAGAAUUAUAUAUUACUAUUUUCGUAUCCACAUUUUAUAUAAUAUAGGUAGUUAUACAUUUUUUUAUAUUGACAUCGAUCUAAAAAUUUGUUAUUGUAAGGUGUUUGACUGAUAAAAUAUUAUAUGUACUUAUUAAAUAUAGACGUACUUCUUCUAUUUGAGGUUCUUUAGUAAUUUUGGAGACAAUUUUAAUAUUGAGAUUGUCAAGUUUUAUCAAUCUCGUAUGAAAACAAUUUUUUUCAUCCUGUUAUUCGUUGGCUAUUUUUGAUAAAUAUAUUCUAAUAUUGCGCAAGUGUUCAUUAAUUUAUUUUUAAUAUUUUGAUUUUUAUGAUAUAAUUGAAAUUGACCUAUUUUACAAUAAUUUACGAUUCUUCAUUUAUUUAAAGCUGCUUUCUUGUAGUAUUAAAUCGCAUUAUAAAUAAAUCAAGUGUAGUGAAAAUGGACUUUAAAGUGCUUUUCUAAAAUAACCGAAACAAAAAAACGAAAUCCAAUAAUCAGAAACCCGUUUCUCAGUUCCUAUAAAUAUAAAAAAAAACGCAUUUCCACUGCAUUCGAUUUUGUUUUAAAUUCGAUUUACGAAUUUGAAAAAUAUUUAAUGGUAUUGAAUAUCGUAAAUGAUUUAAAAAUGGGGAAAUCUUAAUUAGAUUCGAAAAAAAUAUAUUAAAGAAUUUUUGUUUGUAUUUUUUGAAAACUGAACUGACACAGUUUAUCAAAAAUAGGCAAGAAAGAAAUAAGUUUAAAAAAUUCUCAAGAGUUAUUUUUGCGAGAUGAUAUAUUGAUAUGUUAGAAAUCAUUAUGUUGUUAAUUUUUUCUUAAAAUAGGU